Messenger RNA from Rhododendron vialii, 6532 nucleotides. RefSeq names its product ultraviolet-B receptor UVR8. NCBI's taxonomy places the organism in Eukaryota, Viridiplantae, Streptophyta, Magnoliopsida, Ericales, Ericaceae. The record is from RefSeq and is a predicted model, not a curated record. The transcript is spliced from 10 exons. The coding region runs from base 205 to 1323 and encodes 372 amino acids.
CUUCAUUAUUCAAUUCAAUGUCGCCUUUCCGUAGAUUCACAGACGACGAAGAUACUUCUGUUCUUGAAUAUCCCUGCUCCCCUCUGUCUUUCUAUUUCCAGACUUUUAGGUGUCUCUCAUAAUUUCUCAAAGAAAGUGAAAGGCUCACAGUGAGAUUUAGAGAGAGAGAGAGAGAGAGAGAGAGAGAGAGAGGAGAAGAGAGAAAUGGCAGAGGAGGAAGGUGUGAGUAGUGAGGCAGUAAGUGGACCGAUUCGUCGCGUUCUCUUCAUCUCAGCUGGUGCUAGUCACUCUGUUGCUCUCCUUUCUGGUAACGUUGUCUGCUCUUGGGGGCGGGGGGAGGAUGGGCAGCUGGGCCAUGGUGAUGCUGAAGAUCGGCUUUUGCCUACCCAACUCAGUGCAUUGGAUGACCAUGAAAUAACCUCUGUUACUUGUGGAGCUGAUCAUACAACUGCAUUUUCUGAAUCGAGGAUGCAAGUGUACAGUUGGGGAUGGGGUGAUUUUGGGAGGCUGGGUCAUGGAAACUCUAGUGACUUGUUUACUCCUCAGCCAAUCAAAGCAUUACAGGGUUUACAGAUAAGGCAAAUUGCCUGUGGAGACAGCCACUGUUUGGCAGUGACCAUGGAAGGCGAGGUGCAGAGUUGGGGGCGGAAUCAAAAUGGCCAACUUGGUCUUGGCACCACUGAAGACUCUCUUGUGCCGCAGAGAAUUGAUGCAUUUCAGGGGAUCUCUGUCAAAAUGGUUGCUGCAGGUGCUGAACACACGGCUGCUGUUACAGAUGACGGUGAGCUUUAUGGUUGGGGCUGGGGCAGAUAUGGAAACUUGGGUUUAGGUGACAAAAACGAUCGCUUAGUUCCUCAAAAAGUUUCUAGUGUUGAGUUCCAGGCAGAGAAAAUGGUCAUGGUGGCAUGUGGAUGGAGGCAUACAAUAUCUGUCUCCUCUUCUGGUGGUUUAUACACUUAUGGGUGGAGUAAGUAUGGUCAACUAGGACAUGGGGAUUUUGAAGACCACCUCGUGCCUCAUAGGUUGGAGGCAUUGGGUGAACAUUUUAUUUCCCAGAUAUCGGGUGGUUGGAGGCAUACCAUGGCACUAACAUCUAAUGGAAAACUUUACGGUUGGGGUUGGAAUAAGUUUGGACAGGUUGGUGUUGGUGACAAUGUGGACCAUUGCUCUCCUCUACAAGUUAGAUUUCCACAUGAGCAGAAAGUAGUUCAUAUCUCAUGUGGAUGGAGGCACACACUUGCUUUUACCGAAAGACACAAUGUGUUUUCUUGGGGAAGAGGUACAAAUGGACAGCUUGGGCAUGGGGAGUCUAUUGACCGAUAAUUAAACCAGUUUAUUAGAAACAAGAAAGGAGGAGAUCCUCGAGAGAUACAAAACACCAAGGCAUGAGCCUAAACAAGAGAAAUGCCAAGUCUGGCAAACCUAAAGCCUAUCCAGAGAGAUGCCAAUACUGCCAAGAGGAAAGCAACAAACUUUUAAACUGAAAGAGGAAUGUGCCAAUUCUAGCAGAGCAAAGAAGAUAAGGAUAUGAACUUGACAUUACUGCUUUGGGAAACCUUAAUCCUUAUUUCAAAUUUGAUCUGACUAUAACAGCAGAGGGAGCUAAAGAAUACCCAUAAAAGUCCUACUGUUCCUUUCAUGUCAUAAGAAAUGAACUACAGCAGCAAAGGCAAGUCUUCGUAGGAGGCUAGGAAACCCUUUCCCUUUGAAAUUAGAGCAGAGCCAGUCUAUUUCCUGGGACCAAAGGAUAGGACUCCUUGAUGAUCAAAAAAAGAAAGGAUAGGACCCCUUAGAAUCCAGAAUAGAGUAGCAAUAGCAGCCCACACUUGUUUUGAAAAGGAACCCCAGUCAAUUUUCUGGAACCAAAGGACAAGACCACUUAGAAUCCAGCAUUGAGUAUAGCAGCUCACACUUGUUUUGAAAGGGAACACUCAAAACAUUUAUUUUAGGUUAAUGGUAUAUCAGAACAAUUUUGCAGCUGUUGCUGGUAACAAUGGGUAGUAUGAACGAGAGAAAACUUGAAUUACCCAUGAAUUUCAGUUCCCAAGUUUGUUGCAUGACCAAAGUCAGAUCGACCUUAGUUCACUUGACUACGCGAAAGCAGCCCAUUGUUCUGCUCAUAAGGAUAUACCUCUUUCUAUGUUAUGCUAGAACUCGGAUGUAGAAAAUAUGCCUAUAAAUGCACUCUGGCCAUGGCCUUCGUUAGGGAGAGAAAUUAAUGCGGGUCAGGAGGACGAAGAGGGGAUAAUAAGUGCAUGAUAGUAUUUUUGCAGUGAAUAUUUAACAGAGUCAGGUGUGUGGUUUAGUCCAAAACCAUAGGAGGCUGAGUUCAUUAUACAAGAAUGUCAAGGAGGUAAAGUGGUUCAACCAAAACCCGCAACCACCGGAAAGUAGAAAGGAUUUUACCUGACUAGUGAUGGAAAAGAAACGAUAAAUAUGUAGAAGGGGAAACAAGAAAGCUAGGAGCAAUCCAACCUUUGCAACGAAGGAAACUUACAAAUAUUGUCAAGAUCUAGUUGCAAAAUCAGCCUCUUCCCUUUGGAUCGCAUUCAUGAAACUCUCGGUUUCAAGGUUCUGAAUACCGUUUCGGACAUGGUACCGGAUUUGUCACUGGAACGGUACAUCCCGGUACCGGUAUGGUACCAGGUACCAUUUCGGAUUUGUCGUUAAAAUAUAAAAAAAUAUAUACAUUUAGUUAUACAUAAAGUCCUACUAUUAGACUAUUACAAUUUUCUAAAAACAAGUUUAGCAUUUAUUUUUAAUAAUCAAUAGCUUUCCAAACAGUGGGCUCAAAACCAAAACCACUGGUUUUCCAAUCCACUGGUUUUCAAACACUUUCUUCUCUCUUUUCUCCUCUGUAAAAGUUCCCAUUCCAAAUUCCCAAUGCAACUAUUCCACAUUUUUUUCCAUUCCACUUUCAAAGGGGUGAUGUUUAUCUCCCCAAAACUGAGAAAAACGUAUAGGAACAACAGAGGACUGCUGGAGAAGACUACCCACGGCGGUGUGGAAACUGGAAACUUCACCAGUUCACCCACAGUUAAGAUAAAUCAAUCAGCUGCAAGAUUAUGCCAGACAGCCGGAGAAGACCAAGAGGAGUCAACAUCAAAUGUUGCUCCAAUCAUCGUCUUUUUCUCUCUUUCCCCUCCAUUUCUCUAUUUUCUUCUUUUUCUCAGUUUUGCAAAAUCUCGGACGAAAUUUCUGGUAACGUGAUCUUGGCCGGUAUUUCCGGUAUUUUCCGGUAAAGCCCGGUAUUGAAGCCGGGACGGUAUUAGAGGGUUGUAGUACCGCUUUCUAUCACGCCCCAAAAUGAGAAGUGACCGGCCAUGUACCACAAGGCCAACUUAUGGAACACGUAGCCUAGAAUAAAAUAAGUUGUCCAACAAUAAUGGUUUUUUUUUUUAUUAAAUAAAUCCAAAGCCAAAUAAAUCCCAAUCAUAAACAUGGAGCAAAACCAUCCCUUGAACCAGCCAAUAAAAAUUUACCACCAACAAUAUAGUAAUCCCAUUUUACUUAAAAGCUAUACAAAGUGCGGAAGCAAUGAUUAAAAUCUUUAUACUAAAUGCAACAUCCUAUGGAGGUCAAUAAAAAGAAAUCCCCAAGAUGCCGCCAGAGUCCUUGCCUAAAUCCCCAACUUGCCUGGAAAAGAAGUUGGAUAUAAAUCCGUCAGCUGACGAGCUCAGUGAAUAGCAAGUAUGUAUAUUAAAUAAAGUUGAAAGUGGGGAUGAAAAUAAUUUACCAUUAAACAUAAUUUGGCAUACGAGGUGUCCAGCAGAAUAAUAAAUUAAUCAAUAAAGUCUUUAACCAAUGAACAUUCUUAGUGGUGAUCACAACAAUAACUCCAUCAACAAUGGGGAACCACAAUCAAACAGUACCAUGGUCAAAAUAAAUCUCAUAAAAAUUGGAUCCAAUAUCGAACUUAGAGUCACCAGGGUUGGUAGCCCGUGGUACUUUUCCCUAAGAUGAUCCGGCGAAAGAAAGUCGUUGAGCAUUAGAGUCACCGGCCUAACACGGUCUUUUCCCCAAUGGCUAGGGUCACCAACACGAGAAUGAAUAAUUUCCCUGGACUUUCGAAAUAAAUGUUCCCAUUAAUGUCCACCAAGUUCUCACCAAAAAGAAUAUUAACAAUUGAUCUCAGAAAAUUUAUCGCAUGCCAAUUUACAGAACAACUUAUAAACAGUUUUGAGUCUCCGAAUAACAUUCAUAUAAAUUUCUGAAGGAAAUACUUUUAAUAGACACAGGGAUCUUUCGAAGAUACGUAACAUGCUUAACUACUCACCUAGGCCAAAAAGCUAAAGCAAUCGAACAACGCAAAACGAGCCUAACCUGAACACAGAAUCAUAUAGAAAUAUAAUUAUCACUAACUGGGUCUACAUAUCAAUAGCAAUGAAAGACCACCUAAGAGAUUAUUUAACUAACCUAGAUUAAUUACCCAAGUCACUAGACAACUAAGAACCCAAACCCUAAUUUACUAUACCCACAGCAGCCACCAAAAUCCAUCCACGGAAACUCCAAGGAUUUCUUUGUUUUCCUAGAACAAUACCAUGACACCACCUGUUACCCCUUUAAAAUACUUACCUUUGUUCACCAUUAAAUCAUGUAUAAAGAACAUGUACUCAUAUCAGUCAAAAACCAAUAUUUAUUCCGAAAUCAAUAUUGCAAUUGGUAUCAAAAUUAUUAAACUAAGAACUCUCCCGAAUAAUUAGAACUUCUUCAAAAUCCCUACUCACAACACUAGAUCACCACGCGCCACCACAAAGCCACGUAGAGUACUCUCCAACCCAAGUCUUCCGUAACUGUGCCGACGAACGGAAAAGAAAGAAACAAAUUAAGAAUUUAGCAAUUACCUCUGGAGAUCUCCUUAGAUUCGACUGUGCGGCUCUUUCUUUUCUUUUCUUUUUCCUCAGAACGUUAACACUAAUGUAGAACCCUACUCAGCGUAUAACAUAUAGCUUUAAGUAUUACUCUUAAAACCACCCACUCCUCAUGCUGCACCCUAAAUUAUAGCUAACUAAUUAAUUAGAGUUUAAGUAAGUAACUAGCAAAAAUAUAUCUACUAAUAAUCAGAUCCAACCUAAUAAAAACUAACAGAAUUACCAUCUAGUACCACUGUUUUACCCAAAAUCAAUCUCAUACUCUAAAGAUUACAAUAAUGACAAGAAUACCCAUAGCGCUCGCAAAAUAAUUAUUUGGGACCUAACCGUAACAUACAUAUAAUAAAUGGCUAUGUCGUUAAUUAAAUAAAUAAAAAUGCUAGGCCGUAGCACUUUCCUCUCAAACUAGUACGUACCAGCUGGUACGAAACGGUAUUAACACCCUUGCUCGGUUUUAUCUAUGCUUUCAAUCCUUGUCUCAAAAGCCAUUUGUUUUUUGCAUGCUAAGCCACUAGUUCAUUCGUUGCAUGGACACGUCUAUUGGCCUCACAUAUCCAUGUGUGACAUGUGACACUUGACAAUUCUUCGUUUCAGAUGUAAUUUAGUUAUUUGUUUGACAAUUUAUCUAAUGGGACCCAUUGUAUGCAUGAAAAAUCAGUUCUUGCCACUGGAAAAACAAAACACUAUAUGUGCAGAGGAAAAUCGAAGUAAAAUCAAUAAUGAGAGAGAGAGAGAGAGAGAGAGAGAGAGAGAGAUCUAUUGUUACUGAUUUUACUUCGAUUUUCCUUUGCAUAUACAGUGUACACAUGAAUAAUCAGUUCUUGCCACUGGAAAACAAAUGAAACACUAUAUACGCAGAGGAAAAUCAAAAUAAAAUCAGUAACAACAGAGAGAGAGAAACUCUCUCUCAGGUAACACGCAAGUGCUCUCUCUCUCUCUCUCUCUCUCUCUCUCUCUCGUGCUACUAAUUUUACGUUGAUUCUCCCUGCAUAUAUUGUGUACUCAUGAAUAAUCAGUUCUUGCCACUGGAAAAACAAAUGAAACACUAUAUGCAGAGGAAAAUUGAAGUAAAAUCAGUAACGAGAGAGAGAGCACUUACAUGUUACCUUUCUUUUUCAUUCCAGUUUAUAAAGUAGGUAUCCUUGCUUUCAAAUGCAUGCUCUAAAAGUAUUCUAAUAUGGUAUCGUGUCGUUAAUGUUUAAACCUUUGGUACUUACGCCUACCGGUGAACCUGUAUUGUGUUGACUGCCACCUCAGAGAAGUCUGAGACUCUGAUGGUAUGUGGGCUGUUGCUUAAGGUCUUGGAAACCUUAGUACUUUCUUUUUCACAAAUAACUGGUUUUCAUUUCCUGAGCUGAAGUCUUUUAUGCUCUUUAUUAGUAGCACUGCCAAUACAGUUUCCAGUGCAUGCUAUUCUUAUUUGUAAUGGGGGUUAAGGGAGAUGAAUGCGGAUAGGUGGUUGUUUUUGUCUCCUACUUUACCUACUUUACACUUUAUUGAACACAGUGCUUUCUCAAUGAUGGUUGAUCCCUGUGUAAAUCUUGAACUUACAUAUUUCUUUUGAAAUUCUGAAGAAAUGUUCCCACGAUCAUAGAAUCUCUCAGCGUAGAUGGAUCUAGCGGGCAACUUAUAGAAUCCUCAAAAAUUGAUUCGACAUCAGG